Messenger RNA from Malassezia japonica, 756 nucleotides. RefSeq names its product carboxymethylenebutenolidase. The record is from RefSeq and is a predicted model, not a curated record. The coding region runs from base 1 to 756 and encodes 251 amino acids. NCBI's taxonomy places the organism in Eukaryota, Fungi, Basidiomycota, Malasseziomycetes, Malasseziales, Malasseziaceae. The transcript is spliced from 2 exons. Gene Ontology annotation, molecular function: hydrolase activity.
AUGAGCACCACCAACAAAGCCUGCUGCACUCUCGCCCCUGUCCAGACCGACUACACGCCCAAGGGCACCAUCGAGAAGGUCGCCGGCAUUGACUCGUACGUCACCGGUGACAAGAACUCGACCAAUGUGAUCGUCUGCAUCUACGACAUCUUUGGUUUCUGGAACACGACCAAGCAGGGCGCCGACCUGCUGGCCGACUCGACCAAGUACAAGGUGGUCAUGCCCGACUUCCUGAGCAACCACCCCUGGCCGAUCGACGCCUUCCCGCCCCGUGACGAUGCGGAGGGUAAGAAGUUCGGCGAGUGGCUCGAGACCAUCGGCAACGUCGGCGAGCGCGUCAAGGACGUCAAGUCCGUCGCCCAGGAACUCAAGUCGCAGGGCGCCCAAAAGCUCGCGCUGUACGGCUUCUGCUGGGGUGGCAAAGUCGCCAGCCAGAUUGGCGGCGCCGGCUCGCCUUUCCUGGGUGUCGCCAUGGUGCACCCCGCGUUCAUUGCGCCGGACGACGCCAAGGCGCUCACCGUGCCGAUCGGCUUCUUCCCUUCGAAGGACGAGGACAAGAAGGACGCCGACGCUUUCUGGUCGAACCUCGAGAAGGACCACCCCGAGCUGAUCGCCAAGAGCCAGUACAAGUACUACGAGGAGAACCACCACGGCUUCGCCGCGGCGCGUGCCGACCUCAACGACAAGUCGAACUACUUCGCCUUCCAGGACGUCUACACGCGCCUCGCCGACUUUUUCUGCGGCGUGUUCCAGUAG